UUGCCAGUGUAAGUUCGUAAAUGGCGACGUCUUGAUCGCGGGCCACAGUGCUCGGUCCGGGAAAAAAUUUGUUAUAAAAUUGAAAAAAAAAUUGUUAUGACGUCUCGUCAAUGAAGCUUUAGUGAAAAACGGCCGGGAUGGGGACGCAAAAGCCGGGGGAGUGGGCGAAUGCGCUUAUUGCGCGAUUCGAAGAUCAGUUGCCAUGUCGAACUGGUCAUCAAACAACACACUCCCGGCUGAAUGAGGAGAAGAAUAAAAAAUGUUUGAUAAAAAUUUCACGAUAUCGUUUCUCCCUCGUGAUAUCUGGCCUUACAAAAAUGCUGCAACGCGUCAACGAAAUGGUACCAUCGACAGGAGGACAACGUUCUUUUAAUGCCGCUGACCAAGAACGAAAUUGUUAUGAAUCGAUUAUUAUAGUGUUAGAUACUCUAGAACGAUGUCUCGCUAAUCAACCUAAAGAUACAACAAAAUAUGAUGAGGCUAUGAAUGUUAAAAAAACACUUAAAGAAAUUUGUCAAUUUAUUGAUAUACCAAACGACAGUCCUCAAAAUGCUCAUUUAAAAAAUCUAGCAAGCAAAGUACUCUUUGCACUUAGCUUAAAUUUUUUUAACGCUGUCUUUAAUCGAAUAUCAGCACGACUACAGGAACUUUCCGUUAGUAAUGAAGAGAAUCCUGAUUAUAGUGACAUUGAACUUAUUCAACAUAUUAACGUUGAUGUUCAUAGGCUUGCAAAACUUUUAAAUGAAACAAUUCAAAAAUUCCGCCAAUUAAAAAAAUCAGCGCAUCUAGUCCUAAUGAAUUCAUUGGAGAAAGCCGUGUGGAAUUGGAUGGACACAUAUCCACAUGAAUUUGCCGAUUUACAAAAACGACCAAAUGAAGAAUUGGGAAAAGCCUGUGGCGAAUUGUUUGAUGUAUUGGAUUCAUUUGUUGAUAAUAAAAAAGGAAGAACAGCUGCCGUUUGGCCAUUACAAAUAAUGUUAUUGAUAUUGUCGCCUAAAGUAUUGGAGGAAAUUGUCAACGCCGACACUGGUGCACCAUGUUCGCCAAAGCAUUCGAAAAAAAAAUCAUUCAUUGAUGGCAUCAAAAAAGGAUUGGUAAUGCAUGGCGGUUCAAAUAAACAAAUUGUUGAAGCUGCCGCUGUUACUUGCGUGAAAUUAUGCAAGGCCUCAACCUAUAUUAGUAAUUUAGAUUCCAAUAAUGUGAUGUUUACACUUGUACAACAUGUGAUGAGUGAUUUAACAUCACUUUUAUUUAAUCCAAAUAAACCAUUUUCAAGAGGACAGAGCUGUAUGGCUCAGGAUAUUGAUUUAAUGAUAGACUGUUUUGUCAGUUGUUUUCGCAUUAAACCCCAUAACAACGAAGUACUUAAAGUCUGCUUAAAUUUGAAUUCACCCUCGACCUAUCAAUAUGUUCUAGUCAGUUCAUUAUACAGAAUCGUUACUCAACCAAGAUUACCAUGGUGGCCUCAAAUCGAUUUGGUUUACUCUCGCAGUGCCGAAUUGAGAAAUAUGUUCACUGAUGCUCUCAAUAAAGUUACACAAAAUUACAUAUCGCAUACACCGUUACGAAUGAUACAGAGUUUAACCCUCAAGGGCAAGGAACAAAGUAAAUAUAGAGAUAGAGGAGAAGAAGUUUCGAGUUAUAGAAAUCUUUUAUUUUGGAUGGUGCGAUUAAUACACGCCGAUCCAAUGUUAAUGUUAAAUAAUCAAGGCAAAGCCGGUCAUGAAAUACAGAGUUCUACAUUAGAACUAAUAAAUGGUUUAGUAUCAUUGGUUCAUCAACCAACGAUGCCGGACAUUGCUCAUGAAGCAAUGGAAGCGCUAUUAGUUUUACAUCAUCCUGAUAAAAUAAAAGCCUGGAAUCCAGAGGCUCCUAUUAAUACAUUUUGGGAUGUUAGUUCACAGGUUUUAUUUUCAAUUUCACAAAAAUUAACUCAACAUCAAAUUGUUAAUUACACGGAUAUUUUAAAAUGGCUGAGGGAAGUUUUAAUAUGUCGAAAUGCAUUUCUCUCGCAAAAUAAAGACUAUGCAAAUAUCGGCAGUCAAAUUGCUAUUUGCAAACAAGCGCACAUUAAACUUGAGGUGGUUUUAUUUAUGUAUCUGUGGAGUAUUGACAUGGAAGCUGUUUUAGUCGCAAUGUCAUGUUUUGCUCUUUUAUGCGAAGAGGCGGAAAUUCGCUGUGGAAGUGACGAAGUUGCUGUAACAUGUCUUUUGCCUAAUUAUCAUUUAUAUGUUGAACUGGCUCAAGCUUCCACUGUUUUAACAAUUGCCAGUGGGGAAAGUAGAAUGUAUUAUCAUGAACAUAAUCACGGUCGCUUAGCUUUGCAAAAAAGAAUAAUGGCUCUCUUGAGAAAAAUCGAACAUUGCGUCAAUGGUGUUCAACCGGCUUGGGAGGAAACUUUUCGCAAUUGGGAACAAACAUCACGACAAUUGUCCAAUUAUCCAAAGACAAAAGCAGAAGACGGUCAAGUUGAAUCGUUUCAUCGAAGCACGGGAAAACGAAGAGCUUCACAUCAAAAUUCCGAACACGAAUUAGAAGAACAAAUCAAUGAAUGGGCUAAUAUGACUGGUUUUUUGUGCGCUUUAGGCGGUGUUUGUCUUCAACGAAGAUCACCAAAUCGACCAUUAUCUGGAAUGCCAUCGAAUCCAGAACCAAAGAGAAGUUCAACUAAACUUCAAGAUUCAGUUUCAUCUUUAACAAAUUCAAGUCAAGAAGUACAAUAUUGUCCAGUGACACAAUUUGUAUUUAAUCUUCUACGAUUGUUAAUUUGUAAUAAUGAAAAAUUUGGUGCACAAAUACAAAAACACGUGAAAGAAUUAGUGGGACAUGAAAUGAAUCCUACAUUAUAUCCAAUUUUAUUUGAUCAAAUUAAAAGUAUUGUGGAGAAAUUUUUUGAUCAACAAGGUCAAGUUAUUGUCACCGAUGUGAAUACACAAUUUAUUGAGCAUACAAUAUUUAUUAUGAAAAAUGUAUUGGAUUCAAAAACUGAUCAGCCAUCGGAAUAUCUUGGAAUGACAAGUAUUGAGGGUAUGAUGUUGGCUAUUGUUAGAUAUGUACGACAUUUAGAUACAAAUGUUCAUAUUAAAACAAAACUUUGUCAACUAGUUGAAGUGAUGAUGAAGAGACGUGAUGAUUUAGCAUUUCGUCAGGAAAUGAAAUUUCGCAAUAAACUCGUUGAAUAUCUCACCGAUUGGAUAUUGGGUACAACACAUCAAAUUGCCCCUUCAGCGAGUGGCGAUGUUUCAAUUGCAAAUAGUUCGAGUUUUAGAGAUUUGGAUCAAGCUUGCAUGGAAGCUGUUGGAGCAUUAUUAAGAGGAUUACCCCUUCAACCGGAAGAAUCCGAUCGUGGUGAUUUAAUGGAAGCGAAAUCACAACUUUUUCUCAAGUAUUUUACAUUAUUCAUGAAUUUAUUGAAUAAUUGCAAUGAUGUUGCUGCUGAAGAAAAGGAAGAAGUUUCUAGACAAAGAAUAACAUCGGGAAAACUUUCGACACUUCGUAAUGCAACUAUUCAGGCGAUGAGUAAUCUUUUGAGUGCAAAUAUCGACAGCGGUCUCAUGCAUUCAAUUGUUUUGGGUUAUAAUCGAGAUUUACAAACACGAGCAGCAUUCAUGGAAGUGUUGACGAAAAUUCUUCAACAAGGAACGGAAUUUGAUACACUUGCGGAAACUGUAUUAGCCGAUAGAUUCGAACAAUUGGUACAAUUAGUGACAAUGAUAAGCGAUAAGGGAGAAUUGCCAAUAGCAAUGGCUUUGGCAAAUGUUGUGACAACUAAUCAAAUGGAUGAACUUGCUCGUGUUUUUGUUACUCUCUUUGAUGCAAAACAUUUACUUUCGCCUCUUCUUUGGAAUAUGUUUUAUCGUGAAGUGGAAGUAUCCGAUUGUAUGCAAACAUUAUUUCGUGGCAAUAGUCUUGGUAGUAAAAUUAUGGCCUUUUGUUUUAAAAUUUAUGGCGCUAGCUAUUUACAAAAUCUUUUGGAACCACUUAUAAGACCAUUGUUGAGCGAUCCAGUUACGGGUUUUGAAGUUGAUAGCGCGAGAAUUGAUGCUAAUGAAGAUAUCGAGCAAAAUGGAAGAAAUUUAAUUGCCUUGACACAAAAAGUUUUUGAUGCCAUUGUUUCAUCGGCUGAUCGAUUUCCUCCACAAUUGCGAUCAAUGUGUCAUUGUCUUUAUCAAGUUUUGAGUAAAAGAUUUCCACAAUGUCCUCAGAAUAAUAUUGGCGCUGUUGGUACAGUUAUAUUUUUACGUUUUAUUAAUCCAGCUAUUGUAUCACCACAAGAAAUGGGAAUUGUAAAUAAACCAAUGCCACCGCAAGUGAAACGUGGCCUUAUGUUGAUGUCGAAAAUUUUGCAAAAUAUUGCAAAUCAUGUUGAAUUCAGUAAAGAACAGCACAUGUUGCCUUUCAAUGAUUUUCUUCAAGCUCAUUUUGAAAUUGGAAGACGAUUUUUCAUACAAAUUGCAUCUGAUUGUGAAACAGUGGACCAAGCAAAUCAUCCAAUGUCAUUUGUUUCGGAUGCAAAUGUAUUGGCAUUACAUCGAUUACUUUGGAAUCAUCAAGAGAGAAUUGGUGAUUAUUUAAGCAGUAGUCGUGAUCAUAAGGCAAUGGGUCGAAGACCUUUUGAUAAAAUGGCAACAUUAUUGGCCUAUCUUGGUCCUCCUGAACAUAAACCAGUUGAUUCACACUUAUUAUUCUCGUCUUCCUACGCCCGAUGGUCGAGUAUUGAUAUGUCAUCAACAAAUUUUGAGGAAAUAAUGGUGAAGCACAAUAUGCAUGAAAAGGAAGAAUUUAAAAGUAUCAAGAGUUUGAAUAUUUUCUAUCAAGCAGGAACGAGUAAACAAGGAUAUCCUGUUUUUUACUAUAUCGCGAGGCGUUACAAAAUUGGUGAAACUAAUGGAGAUCUUUUGAUAUAUCAUGUGAUUUUGACAUUAAAACCAUUUUGUCAUUCACCAUUUGAAUUGGUUGUUGAUUUCACACACACUUGUUCUGAUAAUCGUUUUAGAACUGAAUUCUUACAAAAAUGGUUUUACGUUUUACCUGAGGUUGCUUAUGAAAAUAUUCACGCUGCUUAUAUUUAUAAUUGUAAUAGUUGGGUGAGGGAAUAUACAAAAUUUCACGAUAGAAUAUUGGCACCAUUAAAAGGAAAUCGAAAAGUUGUAUUUGUCGAUGGACCUGGAAGACUUAAUGAUUUAAUUGACAUGGAACAACAAAAAUUACCCGGUGCAACACUUUCACUUGAUGAAGAUCUUAAAGUUUUUACAAGUGCACUAAAAUUGUCUCAUAAAGACACCAAAGUCUCUAUAAAGGUGGGACCAACAGCAAUACAAAUAACAUCAGCUGAAAAAUGUAAAGUUCUAUCGCACUCAGUUUUAUUAAAUGAUGUCUAUUAUGCAUCGGAAAUUGAGGAAGUUUGUCUAGUUGAUGAUAAUCAAUUUACAUUGACAAUUUCCAAUGAAGCGGGUCCAUUGUCAUUUAUUCAUAACGAUUGCGAUAGUAUUGUACAGGCAAUAAUUCAUAUCAGAAAUCGUUGGGAACUAUCUCAACCCGAUUCAAUGUCAGUACAUCCAAAAAUUCGUCCCAAAGACGUACCGGGAACAUUAUUAAAUAUGGCUCUCUUAAAUUUGGGUAGUUCAGAUCCUAAUUUACGAACUGCUGCCUAUAAUCAAUUAUGUGCUUUAACAGCGACUUUUGAUCUUAAAAUUGAAGGACAAUUACUUGAAACAUCAGGACUUUGUAUUCCCUCAAAUAAUACAAUUUUCAUUAAACAUUUGAGUGAGACACUUGCCGCUAAUGAUCCACAUUUGACAUUGGAAUUUUUAGAAGAAUGCAUCGAGGGUUUUAAAGGAUCAACCAUUGAACUGAAACAUUUGUGUUUGGAAUACAUGACACCUUGGCUUAAUAAUCUCGUUCGAUUCUAUAAGCCAAAUGACGAGGGUGGAAAACGACAGAAGCAAGUAACGCAAAUAUUGGAGAAACUAAUAACAUUGACAAUUGAUGAAGUUGAAAUGUAUCCGAGUAUACAGGCAAAAAUUUGGAGUACAAUUGGAAGACUUCCGGAUUUAAUUGAUACAGUUUUGGAUAAUUUUAUUCAACGAAGUGUACGCUAUGGUUUGGGUUCGCCAAUGGUGGAAAUAAUGGCCGAUACAGCAGUUGCAUUAGCUUCCGGUAAUGUUCAACUUGUUGCAAAAAAAGUUAUUGGAAGACUUUGUCGUGUUGUUGAUAAAACAUGUACAUCACCAACUCCAUUAUUGGAACAACAUAUGAUGUGGGAUGAUAUUGCAAUAUUGGCACGAUAUUUAUUAAUGCUCUCAUUUAAUAAUUGUCUUGAUGUUGGAAAACAUUUACCAUAUCUCUUUCAUACUGUGACAUUUCUUGUUUGUUCCGGAAGUCUUAGUAUGCGAGCAUCAACACAUGGUUUAGUUAUAAAUAUUAUUCAUUCACUUUGUACUUGUAGUUCACCUUCUUUUUCCGAAGAUACUUAUCGUGUUCUUCGUAUGAGUUUAGAUGAAUUUUCAUUGCCAAAAUUCUAUUUGUUGUUUGGAAUCAGUAAAGUGAAAUCGGCCGCUGUGACUGCUUUCAGGUCGAGUUAUAGACAUUCGAAUGAGAAAUGGUUUGGCAAUGAGAGAACAAUGGGAGGAAUUCAAGAUCGUGAAAGACUUUCUUUGACGAGUUUAGAAGUGAUAACUGAUGCACUUUUGGAAAUAAUGGAAGCUUGUAUGAGGGAUAUUCCAAAAUGUGAUUGGCUAAAAACAUGGACAUCGUUGGCAAAGAGUUUUGCUUUUUGUUUUAAUCCUGCAUUACAGCCGAGAGCGUUGAUUGUUUUUGGAUGUAUUAGUAAAAGUAUCACCGAUCAGGAUAUUAAACAAUUGUUGAGAAUUUUAGUUAAAGCACUUGAGAGUUUUAAUGAUAUUAUACUUCUCGAAUCGAUUGUCAUGUGUCUCACAAGAUUACAACCGCUUCUAAGACCCGAAUCUCCAAUUCAUAGAUAUUUAUUUUGGGUAGCUACUUCAGUUUUACAGUUGGAUGAAGCUUCUCUUUAUGCCUCUGGUUUGGCUCUUUUGGAACAAAAUUUACAUACUUUGGACUCGCAAGGAACUUUCGAUGAUAAGACUUUGGAACGAGUUAUGAUGUCAACGCGAGAGCCUUUGGAAUGGCAUUUUAAACAAUUGGAUCAUGCUGUUGGAUUGUCAUUUAAGUCUAAUUUUCAUUUUGCAUUGGUUGGUCAUUUAUUGAAAGGAUAUAGACAUCCAACACCGACAACUGUCACGAGAACGGCGCGUGUUUUAACAAUGUUAUUGGCAAUUGUUGCAAAACCAUAUCGAAGAGAUAAAUUUGAAGUGACACCUGAAAGUGUUGCUUAUCUCGCAGCAUUAGUGUCUGUUUCGGAAGAAGUUCGAAGUAGAUGUCACAUAAGACAUGCUCUUGGUAGAAGUGCCAAUGAAUCGGGCAGUAAUGAUUUUCUCGAUACUUUAAUUACUAAUGGAACGGAAUUUUCAACGAGCGUUAAUAAUCCACCAAAUCGUAGACAAAAAUCAUGGGAUCUUUUGGAUCAAUCGGCAAUUACACAUGCGCGACAACUUAAGCAGCAUCCUACACAUCAGACUGGCAGGACUUUAUUUAAAACACAACGAUCUUUCUCUGUACCAUCUACAAAGGAAGUGAAAUCCAACGAUGAAUUAGAGCCAAAGAAUCGAAGUACAAGAGUCAGUGUGAGCAAUGAAAACAACGUUCUUUUGGAUCCUGAAGUACUCACUGAUUUUUCAACACAAACCCUUGUCUUAACUGUGUUGGCAACUUUGGUCAAAUAUUCCACUGAAGAAAGUGAAACAAGAAUAUUGUACGGUUAUCUUGCAGAAGCUUCUGUCGUUUUUCCAAAAGUCUUCCCAGUUAUUCAUAAUUUAUUGGAUGCUAAAAUAAAUAGUGUCCUGUCAUCAUGUCAUGAUCAAGCGAUUUUAAAUUCGGUUCAAGCUAUCAUUCAAAAUAUGAUUGCUUGUGAAGAUACGAGUCAACAACAAUUACAUUAUUUACAAAGCUGUGGUUUUGGAGGACUUUGGCGAUUCGCUGGACCUUACACUAAGUGUAAUCGAACCGCAGAGAGUGCCGAAUUAUUUGUUAAUUGUCUCGAGGCAAUGGUUGAAACAUGUUUGCCAGUUGAAGAAAUUGAAAAUGUAACGCAAGAUUCUUCAUCGGAACAAAAUAAACGAUCUUCCGAUCAAGAUAAAACAAAUCCUCCAAGUGAUCGCUCGAAAAAUCGAUAUUCAUCCGAUGAAAAUGAAGAUUUAAAAAAUUCUCAAAUUCGUAAGGAUUUAAGUGGUGAAAGACGAAUAAGCAAAUUGACAGAUAUUUCUGAUAAUUUAAAUAGAGGAGAAAGUUCAAGUAACAGUAGCGGAGGUUCGCAGCCAUAGCGAUUAAUUAAACACUCAACGAGGCAGUGUAUCAAAUUUAGAGAAGAAAAAAUUCAACAACUAGAGGAACAAACCAGGAAUUUUGACAUGAUGGUUCCAUGUUACUGCUGUUACAUGUCCAGUCAGAUUAAUUCAGUGCCGUCCACUUCUCACUAACAAGACACACGUUUUCAAGAAAAUAACUAAUCCUAAAUAAUUUUUUUAAAAUCACUAUUAACUUACUAAAAAAAAAUUUGCAACAUUUUUUUUAAUUACUUAAAUAAGUAAGAAAUUUAAAGAUAAUUUUUUUUUUACAAAAAGAAAUUCAUUUUCUUAGUUUGUCCCUUCAAGUUUUUGAAACUCGUGAUUAAAUACUCAAAAUAUAUGUUUACGUUAAGUUUUAACAUAAUCUUUUUUUAUAUAUAUAGAGUUAAAUUUUAUCGAAAUACUAUUUAUAUUUUUAGUCAAUGUAUAUGUAUUUAACUUUUUU
Molecule: messenger RNA, 8868 nt
Organism: Leptopilina boulardi
Lineage: Eukaryota; Metazoa; Arthropoda; Insecta; Hymenoptera; Figitidae
Gene: Nf1
Product: neurofibromin
Exons: 27
Coding region: 138-8399 (2753 amino acids)
Biological process (GO): regulation of GTPase activity
Source: RefSeq, a predicted model, not a curated record